AAAAAGAUAGAGAUGAGAGUUAGAAUUGGUUACAUGGAAUCAAUUACAUACACUGAUGGCAAAGUUCUUGGUUUAGGCUUGUAGCAAUGAUGGAAUAAACUGCAGGUUCAAAUUAAGUCUCUGGAACAUCCCCAGCUGGGAUGGGUCCUCAGUCCUUUGUUCAGAGCUUCCGUUUGCAGCAAAGUCCCUCCAGAGGUAUGAAGCAGGACUGAAGACAAGCUGGAAACGAGGCAUCAGCCUUUUAUAGUCUUUUCCAGAUGUAAGAACCCCUCUUUGUUCUUACUGUGGAAAAUUACAGCAAAAUGGAGUCUGGAGUCACAUGGGCCAGUCCCUGCAUACUUUGCUGAGUCACAAGGCAGAUUUGCCUUCUCUCAAUGGGUCAAUUGUGUAGCUGAUGGUCCUUAAUGGGCCAUCAAGCAGGCUAGGCAGAGCUAACACCAACUUGUCUGGGAUGUCACCCAGCAGCAUAGCAUAAGUUUGAAAUACAGACAGUGUAGAGCCAAUAUUCACAACUUCAACUACAAAAUUGGUACACACAUAUAGACAGCAUAAUCAUAACCAGCAAACCAGAAUUUUGUCUUAGACACCUCAUUUGACCCCCUUUAUACAAGAUUUGGUGCCACUACUGGACUUUGGUUGCAACCAUGUUCUAUAGGGUCCCAGAUUAUAUCAAUAACGUCACAGGCUGUGAUGGGUGAUUUAGACCGAGAGCUCUCUGAGGCACAACCUGUGUCCUGCUUUGUGCUUGUCCAGCAGCUGGCACCACGGGGGCCUGGUCUCCCUUGGUCGCUAGGCGAUGGAUCGCGAUAUCUGAGCAUGUGGGGGUCGGCCAGGACCCCUGGGCACCCCCCGAGGGGACGGGAAACUACACAGAACAAAGCAAACUGGGUUUCAGCUCCGGUGACCACGGUUCUAGACCUGCAGGUCCAGGAAUCGGGUCGGAUCCUUCACCAUAGCGGGGAGCCCCCUCCCAGCCUCCCGCCAGUGCAGCCCCGUGCGCGUCUGCAGCCAGGCCAUGUAGCUAGUGAGGGACCUCGGUUAUUUCCUCCAUCCAAGGGGGUCGAGGCCGGGAGGGACCAGCAGCUCCCGUCUAGCGCAGGCCGCCCAGGUGCACUUGGUUCCCAAGCACUUGUGCUGUGUAGCGAGCACAGGCAAAGCAAACCCAGAGGGCGUCAGCGUCACCCAGUCUGCUCCAGCGCAGGGCAGAGCAGGUACAGGCCAAAGGUCCUGGCUGGGACGACGACUCCUUCACACGAGCCUGAUAACACACUGGUUUAUGAUCGCUAGAGUAGCAAAGGUACCUAUCUCACCAGAUAUAUCCCAGAUAAGAAAUUAACCCUUUUAUAUCUUGGGCCAAAACGUACAGAGUGAGUGAGGGCGUGUGUCUUUUCAUUUACUUCAGUGGGCUUUGGAGGGGGUGGGGCUGAGGGCCAGGACUCCUGGGUUCUAUGCCUGGGUCUGAGAGGGGAAUGAUGUCUAGUAGGUUGGGGGCGUUAGGAGCCAGGACUCCUGGGUUCUAUUCCUAGCUCUGGGUUGGGCGUGAGACUGAUUUCACUGGGAUUUGGGGGCACUCAGCUCCCACAGAACAGUGGGCACGGGCACCGCGCAGCGCCAAGAUACGGACCAAAGAGCCUUACUUUAGGCAACCGGCUCUGAACACUUUGGCCCAUUUGCACGUUGCCAGCAGAUGGGGAAAGUGAGGUCCAGAGAGGAGAGGUGUCAACGGAACCCAGGAGUCCUGCGCUUCUGCUCGCCACUGCUGUAACCACUAGUCCAUCCUUCCCUCCUCUCCACCACUCAACACCCAAAUCAACAGUUAAAUAGGAUGUGGGAGGUCUCGUGACAGCCCAUCUCGCCCGGGCAGGAUGGGACCAACCCCCAGCCCCGCAAAGAGUUAACAGCAGCCAAACUGCGCAGGGACUCAGAUCAAUAACCAGCUCCCUCCAGCUUUGUUUUAUGUGGGGCAGAACCCGGUUGUUGACAAAGGCUGAGAAACAUUGGCCCAGGCCUCGGGUUUCACUAGGACACGCCCGUGCGACGGCACAGGUGCCUGAUGCAGUGCGGUGCUGCCGCAGCUCAGCAUGGCUUCCCACGGGAUCACUGUCCGUCUCCUCGGCGACCCGAGCUCGGAGCCCGCCCAGGCCGUCCCGCACUCAGGGCAGGGGUACCAGGAGCUCAAGCGGCAAUGCCUGGAGCAGCGCUGCCUCUUCACCGACCCGUUCUUCGACGCCGUCCCCAGCUCACUUGGAUACUGGCAACUCGGACUUGGGUCCGAGAAUAUUAAGGGGCUGGAAUGGAAGAGGCCACAGGAAAUUUGCAGGUCCCCAAAGUUCAUAGACGAGGACAUGAGCCGGACUGAUGUCAAACAGGGCAAGCUGGGCAACUGCUGGUUCCUGGCUGCAGCCGCGUCUCUCACUCUCUACCCACAGCUCAUGCAGAGGGUGGUACCCACGGGGCAAAGCUUUGCACCGGAGGACUAUGCUGGCAUCUUCCAUUUCCAGUUCUGGCAGUACGGGCAGUGGGUGGAUGUGGUGGUUGACGACCGGCUGCCAGUGAAGUACGGAAAACUGGUCUUCGUGAGCUCCUGCCAGAGCGAUGAAUUCUGGAUGCCCCUGCUGGAGAAAGCCUAUGCCAAGCUCAAUGGCUCUUAUGAGGCCAUGAACGGCGGGUACAUGAACGAGGCCUUUGUGGACUUCACGGGCGGGAUCGGGGAAACCUACCAGCUCAAGAUGCCCAAUCCAGAGCUCUUCAAAAUCAUCCGCGCGGCCCUCAGGAAGAGGUCUCUGAUGGGGGCACACAUCAAGGUCACCCAGCAAGAGGACAUGGAGGGACACACGGCAGAGGGGCUGGUGAAGGGACACGCCUACUCCAUAACGGCUUUUCGCAAGCUGGAUCACAGGGGCAAGAAGCUAAAGCUACUGCGGCUCAGGAACCCCUGGGGAGAGGUGGAGUGGAACGGCCGGUGGAGCGACCACUCCUCGCUGUGGGCGGGGCUGGAUCCCCAGCUCCAGAAGAGUCUACAAGUGAGAAAGGAAGACGGGGAAUUCUGGAUGCAAAUGGACGACUUCCUGCGGUACUUUGACGCCCUGGAGAUCUGCAGCCUGACUCCAGACUUGCUGGAAGAGGAGAAGGGGGUCGGCUGGAACGUUCACUCCUUCCAGGGGCGCUGGAGCACUGGCUAUACCGCCGGCGGGUGCAGGAGCUCGGGCCUUCGAGACGGCUUCUGGAUGAACCCCCAGUACCACGUCCGCCUGCUGGAGGCGGAUGAGGCCGACCUGCGGAAGCAGCGCCCGGACCCCAGCUGCACCCUGCUGGUCUCCCUGAUGCAGAAGGACCGGCGCCAGGACAGGAAGAGGGGAAAGGACUUUCUGCCCAUUGGCUUUGAGAUCCUGAAGUACCUGGAGCAGAAGAACGUGUCCCAGAGGAGGGCGCUGCUCCCGUCUCUCCGUGCCGUGUAUUGGACCGCGCACGUGCCCAUGAGGGAUGUCUCCGGCCGCUACAGGCUGCCGCCGGGCGAUUAUCUCCUCAUCCCCAGCACUGGCUACCCGAUGGAGGAAUCCAACUUCACCCUGCGCAUCUUCACGGAGAAGGCAAACAAGUCCCUGGAAAUCGGUGAUGAAAUCAGAGCAGACAUGAGACCCCUUCAGAGAAUCCCCAACGAGAAGGAAUUUGAACAAACCUUCCUGAGGCUUGCAGGACCGGACAAGCAGAUCGACGCUGCCAAACUGCAGGAUAUCCUGAACAAGGUCACGGCAAAGCAGAGUCAAAUAAAGACAGAUGGGUUUGGCCUGGAGCGCUGCCAGAAAAUCAUCCAGCACUUUGAUCACAGCAAGACUGGCAAACUGACGUUGCCAGAGUUCAAGCACCUGUGGAGCAAGAUUAAAGAAUGGGAGGCUGUCUUUAUCCAGUAUGAUGUGGACCGCUCAGGGACGAUGAACAUCCACGAAAUGCAGCUGGCGUUGGAUGCAGCGGGUUUCCACUUGAACCACCAGCUGAGGGAGACCAUCACAAGCAAAUACCGCGACCACUACCUGAUGAUCGACUUCGACAGCUUCCUGUCCUGCAUGGUGCAGCUGGAAGCCAUCUUCAGGCAGUGCCAAGAGUACGACAAAGCUGGUGCCGGGAUGAUCACCAUGAUGCAGAAGGAGUGGUUGGAGCUUGCUACCCUCACCUAACCUGGAAGAGUGGACAGUAUCGUCUCCUGGGAGGAUCAGCAACAAACACCUAAUAAGAUGCAAUUAAAAAAAAAAAAUCAGUUAAGGAGGAUGCAUUAGGAGAAAUUGAAUAGAUAAUUUUGCACUAAUCAUUUUGCACUAAUUCACAGCAUUCAAGGCCAGAAAGGACCAUUAGAUUAUCUAGUUUGAUUUUCCGUAUCACACAGGCCAGAGUAGUUCAGCGUUAUCCCUGUAUUGAGCCAAGUAAUUUGUCUGGCUAAAGUCUCUCUUCCAGAAAGUCAGCCGUGAUCUGAAAUCUUUAAGAAAUGGAGAAUCUGCCACUUUCCUUGGGAGUUCAUUCCUGUGGUUAAUCUCCCUCCCUUCUAACUCGGAUUUGUCUGGCUUUAACUUCCCCUCAUUUGUUCUUGUUUCGUCCGUCUCUGCUAGAUUAAAGAGCCCUUUAGCAGCUGAUAUUUUCUCCCCAGGAAGGCACUUACACACUGUAAUCAACUCACCUCUUGAUCUUCUCAAUACACUAAACCAGGGGUCGGCAGCCUUUCAAAAGUGGUGUGCCGAGUCUUCAUUCAUUCACGCUAAUUUAAAGUUUCACAUGCCAGUAAUACAUUUUAACGUUUUUAGAAGGUCUCUUUCUAUAAGUCUUUAAUAUAGAACUAAACUAUUGUUGUAUGUAAAGUCAAUAAGGUUUUUAAAAUGUUUAAGAAGUUUCAUUUAAAAUUAAAUUAAAAUGCAGAGCCCCCCGGACCGGUGGCCAGGACCCGGGCAGUGCGAGUGCCACUGAAAAUCAGCUCGCGUGCCACCUUCGGCACAUGUGCCAUAGGUUGCCUACCCCUGCACUAAACAGAUUGAGCUCCUUAAGUCUCUCAUUGUAAAGUGUUUUUUCCAGCCCUGGAAUCAUUUUUGUGGCUCUUUGCACUUUUCUCCAAAUAUUCUUCAUCUGGUUCAUCUCUUGGGAUGAGGCAGGUUCGAUCCUAGCUCUGCAUACUGCUCUGCUGGGACAUGACCCUGCCUUUUCCGCAUCCCCUUUUCAACAUCCAGCUUCCAAGAGUGCAGGGGGGACCUGAGAAGGGGGUGGGAUGGGGAACGUGUUGCUCAUGUGGCUAUGAGGGGUUACUGACAAACUAUUUCCAAUAUAACGAAUGCUUUUAGAUAUCAAAACUGUGAAUUUUCUGCCUCUUGGAAUCUCGGCAGCUGAAAUGAGCACCUAAUUAAAAAUGUAUAAAAUGUAUAUAUUUAAGGUGGAUUUAUUUACAGUGGGUGAAAGCAACUACACAAAUAUAUAUCCUGGUUGCACCUAAGCGUAUGUC
This is a messenger RNA of Malaclemys terrapin pileata, 5479 nucleotides long. It is a transcript of the gene CAPN12, whose product is annotated as calpain 12. Gene Ontology annotation, biological process: proteolysis. The coding region runs from base 2082 to 4175 and encodes 697 amino acids. The transcript is spliced from 20 exons. The record is from RefSeq and is a predicted model, not a curated record. Lineage: Eukaryota; Metazoa; Chordata; Testudines; Emydidae. Gene Ontology annotation, cellular component: cytoplasm. Gene Ontology annotation, molecular function: calcium-dependent cysteine-type endopeptidase activity; calcium ion binding.